This is a messenger RNA of Podarcis muralis (Common wall lizard), 4713 nucleotides long. NCBI's taxonomy places the organism in Eukaryota, Metazoa, Chordata, Lepidosauria, Squamata, Lacertidae. The record is from RefSeq and is a predicted model, not a curated record.
GCAGUCCUGAAGGCUGCUAAAUUGUGAUUGUAUGUGUGUAUGUUUGCCCCUCUCUUGAUUCCUUUCUCUCCCCUCCUGGAGCCUGACAAAAAGCUGAAAGACUGCAUGACAUCACAUGUCAGAGAUUCCUCGUGGAGAGAAAAACACAACUCCUCCUGCAGCUCGUUUCAAAAGGCACUGGGAGGCUUGGUCUGUCCACGUCAAGCAAAGAGAGAGAGGAGGCAGGCAGAGUGCAGUUCAGUCGCCAGGCUGCACAGAUCUCUCAACUUUUCCAGCAGCGAAGAGGAAGAGAAGGAAUAAAACUUCUUGGGUUAUUCCGAGCCAGCAGUGCUACAGUGAUCAGAAGUGCCUGGGCAUUGGAGAAGCAAAAGACCCGGAGAGGGAGAGAAGGAGAGAGGCAUCACUGUUGUGGACUGGAGGGAGUGGUGCUGUGAAUUAGCCAAGAAUUAGCAUCCAGAGCAGUUUAGCAUUACAGGAAGAGAAGCCGAUGCUCCGGCUGGAAGAAUCGCAGUAUGGAAGAAGUGCCGGCAACUCUGCCCUGGCAACUCUCUCCCUGAACUGCUGCUUCUCCUCUGACUCAGGUAACAAUGGGGGGCCUCUGAUCCGUGGACCCUCGGGCACAUGUGAAACUGAGAAGGUGGGCCCCACACCCCACCUGGACCUGUAGGGCCACUCCUUCUAAAUGAUCAUGGCUACCAUGGGCGGUCAUGACGGCUACAAUAUCCAAGCCACCGCCGCCAUUGCAGCUGUCACCACCUUCCUCAUCAUCUUCACCAUCUUUGGCAACAUUCUGGUGAUCAUUGCUGUGCUGACCAGCAGGUCUCUGAAAGCCCCACAGAACCUUUUCCUGGUGUCCCUUGCGGCCGCAGACAUCCUAGUGGCCACCCUCAUCAUCCCCUUCUCUCUUGCCAAUGAGUUGAUGGGCUACUGGUAUUUCAGCAGGACAUGGUGUAAAGCCUACCUGGCCUUGGAUGUUCUCUUCUGCACAGCCUCCAUCGUGCAUCUCUGUGCCAUCAGUCUGGACCGGUACUGGUCGGUGAGCAGAGCCAUUGAGUACAACUCCAAGAGGACGCCUCGGAGAAUCAAGUGCACCAUCCUUGUGGUGUGGCUGAUUGCGGCUGUCAUCUCCUUGCCUCCGCUGGUCCUCAAUGAAAACCCCAACAAUGCCAAAGAGGAUGCAAGGAGGUGUGAGCUGAAUGAGGAGCCCUGGUACAUCCUCUCCUCCAGCACCUGCUCUUUCUUUGCCCCCUGCGUCAUUAUGAUCUUGGUGUAUAUUCGGAUCUACUUCAUAGCCAAGCGUCGAAACAAGCAGAGGACUCAAGCUAAGAAGCCCAAGACAAAGGCAGAAGAAGGAGUGCCCCAAAUCAUCGCCGUUCCAUCUGUCGAAACCUCUCCCAAGCAGGACCAAUCCAAGCCUCAGGGAGAAGGGGAGCCAAAUGGACAUCAGGUACCCACUCAGGAAAGUGACCAACCAGAGACCCAUUGCCUCUCUACUGAGAAGUUUUCUCUUGUAAGCCAGGAGGAGAAAGACCCAGAGCCAGCAACUGCCACCAGCCCUUCUCAGUCCCUGCCUGAGAAGAAGCCAUCAUCUUCAGAGUGCUUUCCCCCCAGCAGCAUCAAGCGGGGCAAUGGACCCCCCCAGAGCUCCCCUCAGGGCAUGGACACCUUGGCCACUGCGAGAGGGGAGGUCCUGCUGGUGAGGAGGGUGAAGACCCUCAGUGCCAACCCCUGGAAGAGGAAGACACACCUCAACCGGGAGAAGAGGUUCACCUUUGUCCUGGCUGUGGUGAUCGGGGUCUUUGUCAUCUGUUGGUUCCCUUUCUUCUUCCUCUACAGCCUCCGGGCCAUCUGUCCCCCAGAGCACUGUCCAAUCCCAGAUAGCACCUUUAAGUUUUUCUUCUGGAUUGGCUACUGCAACAGCUCCUUGAACCCUGUCAUAUAUACCAUCUUCAAUCAGGACUUCCGUAAGGCUUUUAGGAAGAUUCUCUGCAGGCAGUGGACUCAGACUGCCUGGUAAGAGAGGCUGCGUGAGGGCAAGCAAGCAAGCAAUUCAGAGUGCGUGGGGACCCUUGUGGAAACGGAACUCAUCAUGCUAUUUAAACUAAACAAGGAAAACUAUAUUUAUUUGUUGGCUUUUGUGUUUGUAGAAAGGGGAGUGAGGUGAGUGCUGGAUAGAAACUGGCUUUUCAGGCAGUCGAUUUUAGUUCAGCUAUCUCUGUCUGUGUGUGUAUAAUGCAGACCCACACCCAUAUGUUCCGCCAACAUAUAUUUUUUCACCAAAAGAUUAUGUGCCAAUGCGAAAUAUCUUCUGAUUAGUUGGGUCAAAGGAACCUUUUUUUCCCUAAACCCUGUGGCUGAAUGAGAGUGGGCUCAAGGGUUGCCAGCUUUGCAAACUAUCCCUGUUGCUGUGCCUUUAACAGCCGCUUGAUCUGCAGGGAUUAGCCGGUAAUAAUGUUUUUGUCUCCCUGCUGCAAAAAGCUUCCUGUGCGAUUCCUGCAGACCAAGAUGCUGUCAAGGCAAAGGAGCAACCCUGGCAAAUUUCCUCGCCUCCUGACCACUUGGCAGCCUCCUGUGCCAUCUAGGAAUGUUCCUCCUGCCCUAUGAGGAAAGUGGUCAACGAACUUUGGAGAAGCACUUCCCUUUCCUGCUGCCAAUGACUUGCAGCCAUCUGUCCGUUCUGUCACUGGUUCUCUCUCCUUGACCUUUCUGGAGACACGAACAAGCUGAAGAACUUGGAAUUGGUUCCUCAUUUUGAGGAUCUGAGCCUAAAGAUUCCCGAGCAAGAGAAGAAAAACACCCAUUUUUGUUAGCUGGAGAGUACACGGAGUCCUGUUCACAGAGCAUCUUUCUCACUUGGGAAAAGUUCCAGGGUUACUGUGUGUGUAGCAGAGGGCAUGUGAAAGGGAGCGGCAAUGUUACUAAUGACACACAUAUUUAUUAACACGCCUGCCCUUUUGCAAUCCCACUGAAUCUGGUGCAAGAGACUGUGUGUGCAGGAUCAAGUCUCCCGUCCCCAUCCUGCCCUCAAGGGUCACAGCUACUGUGCUUGCCAGGGAAUUUGAACUCUGUCUAGCAGCCUCAUCUGCCUUCUUCUGUGCUCCCCAUUCGUCACUUCACUCUCCAGCCUGUCUCCGCCCUCCCCAUAUCUCCUCCUUCGCUUAUAUGUUCCCAUAUCAGUGCCACAGGUGGACAUAGGAACAGAUACAAACUACAGGUGAAAAGAAAAAGAAGCAGUAAUGAAACUCUUUAUAUCUCAGCAUUCGCUCAUCUUGUUGGGUCUUGGCCUGUGCCAAGUGGCCAGGGGGCAGUGGGGAAUCAUAACCUGUCCCAAAAUAAUCCAGGCUCACUGGGUUAAUAGCCAGGCAUUGAGUGGAGGCCUGGAAAAAUAAUUGAGUAGGUUCAAAUUAUUUCUGUCCAUAAUUGGCAGGGUUCCGCCACUUCUAGAGAUGAAGGAGGGGGGAGUCUUUGGAUGGAAUGUCAUGGUGCUUUGCCAGCAUUUGUCUGCUUCAGACUGCUGCGCAGCGCUAUACUACAGUCAUUGUCUGGAUGUAGCCUUACGGCCAGUGCUGACACUGCAAUCAUUGGACUCAUGUUUUGUUUUAAGAUGCAAAUAGAGGGUUGAGUUAAUUGCAAGCCCUACAACUAAUAGCUAGCCUCUUCUGCAAAUGUUGAAUAGUAUUCAACGGAGAUUUCUCCAUUAGGAUAAAUGGGGCUCUGCCCCACCAGUCUCAGUUUGCCCCAGCGAUCCCCCAUCUGUCUGACUUCGUACUUACAUCUAGUCCAAGGGGAUGGCACUAUCUAUCAGCUUCCUUCUUAGUCUCAGUGUUGCUGCUAAGAAUGAAGGAAGAGCCUGCUGGAUCAAGCCAAUGGCCCGUCUAGUCCAGCAUCCUGUACUCACAGUGGCCCAUCAGAUACCUGUGGGAAACCCACAAGCAGGACCCAAACGCUCUCCCCUUUUGUGGUUAACAGGACUUAGCCAUCAAAUGGCUAGUCGUCAUCUACAGCUCCUGUAGAACUCAGCAGAGAAGAUGGGGGACUUGAAGACCUUGAACUUUGCAGUCCUGGACUGUUUGCAUGGACUUUGUUAAUGGACUGUUGUGAAUUAGAUGGGAAUGGAUAUUUUUCUUGUAUGUUGCUUUGAGGAUUGUAGAGCUAAUUUGUGAAGCCUGGACUUUCUUGAUCUGCUUAAAUUGUGAAGGCAGUAGAACUCCAUUGCAGAUCUCGUGUGUAAGGGCAUGAAAAUCAAAAGUUCCAAACUGAGCCUGUAAUCCUGGAGGGGCAAAGCAUGUGAUUGCCUGGUUCCCUGUAACUUCACUUCUUGCAAUGUGGGAACCACCAGAAGGCCCUCAGAGCUGGACCCUAUGUCUAGGUUGAACCAUAGGAGUGGAGACGCUCCUUCAAGUAUACAGGGCAGAGGCUGUUUAUGGCUUAAAGGUCAGCAUCAACAGUUUGAACUGUGCUCAGAAACAUACUGGGAGCCAAUGUUGGUCUUUCAGGAAUGCUUUUAUAUGGUCCCUUCUGGAUUAGUUGUAGUUUCUGAAUCUCCUUCAAAGGUAGCCCCAUGUAGAAUACAUUGCAGUAGUCUAAGUGGGAGAUAACCAGGGCAUGUACCAUUCUUGUGAGACAGUGCAGUGUGCAGGCAGGUAGGGUCUCAGCUGGCAUACCAGAUGGAGCUGGUAGACAGCUGCCCUGGACACAGAAUUAAGCCUCUGU